AUGCCGAAAGAUGGCGACAAAUUAGAGGACUCAAUCAGAGAUGAGUUGACACAGCCAUGCUUGGAAACAAGCAUAGUCCUUUUUGCAAAUACGUCAUCUGGUAGUACCAAAGCACGAGAAUACAUUAAUUUAAAUUCAGAACUACAUUCCAUAGCUACAAAGAACGGAACUGUUGAUCUAUAUAUCUACCACCUAAACGAUGAAAAUAGCAAACGAAAUGGAGCAUUGAGAUGCUUAUUUCUCUUACUGCUCUUAUAUAUAGAAGUUUCCUAUGUUUGGCGCUGUAAGGCCGAUAAAUUCUGAUCGGAAUUUAUCGUAGGUUGCACCAAAUCAAUGCCUUGGUCGGACCAAAAAGCGAUUUGGUCCGACGAACUUGGGAAAGCUCCUGGGAAAAUGUCUGCGCUUUUAGCGCUAUAUAGAGGAAACCUCUAUAUGUAAUGCAAGCCAAAAAAUAUAUAUCAACUUUAAACUUAAAUCCCUAUAAAAUAUUAGGGUGUUAGAGUGUUAAGGUGUUAAUUUGUGUGUUGGAUUUGAGUAUCGUGAGUUAGAAAAAGUUGAAAGACUUAAAGUCAUGGCUGCAGGUGGAGAUGGGACUUUAAUUUAUGUAAUGGAAACCCUCCUAUCCUUCAAUGUAAACAUAUCAUCAAUUGAUUUUGGUAUAUUACCAUUUGGGACAGGUAAUGAUCUAGCAUCAAUGCUUGGCUGGGGUAGAGAUCCAAAAUCUCCCAUAGUUGGCAAACAUUUCACAGGCUUAAAAAAUAGUAUAGAAAACUGACUUGAUGCUGUCCCUAUGCAUCUUGACAUGUGAAACAUUGAAAUUGAUGUUCAAGAAGACGGCUAUUUAGAAAAAAUUGCUAAACAGCCAAAAGGAUUCACAAGAGAAACAAUGAAAAAUCCCCAAGGUGAGGACAUAAAGUGCUAUAAAAGGCUGAUGACUAAUUACUUCAGCAUUGGCUUAGAUGCAAGAAUUGGAGUCGGUUUCGACAAAAAAAGAACCAAAAAUAAGCACAAAAACAGAAUGAUUUAUUGCUGGGAAGGAUUCAAAAAAAUCUUUUGCCUUCCUUCUCCUAAAGUCAAAAAAAUAACUACUUCUCUCAUAGAAGAAGACUCCAAGCAUAUUUUCAAUAAUUUAGAUGGACCACAAAAUUUGCCUCCCGAUACUACAGUUUUGUUAGCAUUAAACUCAAGAACUUAUGGAGGUGGAGACCAUUUUGUGUGGGAUAAAGCAAAAUAUAAAGGAAACAAGCUAUGAAAUGUUCAAAGCCCAAGGGAUGGGCUGCUUGAGUUCAUGAUCUAUAGAGGGAGCUUAGGACUUGGGCUUGAACAGAUAUUCACUGGUCGUGCUCAUAAACUGCACCAAAGCCAAGGACCUUUUGAGAUAAAUUUCAAUGACAAGAAUAACGAAAACAAUAGAAUCUAUAUGCAGAUUGAUGGAGAGUACUUUUAUGCAAUAAAGCCCAAGCAAGUAAGGAUAUCCUUAUCAGAAAUUUCAGUAACUCGGCAAAUAAGCGUCUUGGUUAAUUCAAAAAUAAUUAAAAAUGUUAAAUAA
This is a messenger RNA of Blepharisma stoltei, 1549 nucleotides long. The record is from the annotation of a GenBank genome assembly. Lineage: Eukaryota; Ciliophora; Heterotrichea; Heterotrichida; Blepharismidae.